UCAUUCACUGCUUUUGUACACGAAGAAGAGCCGCAUGCUAGAAAGAAACAGCUGUGAAUACAUAGCGAAGCUAGCUAAAGUCUUAGACAACUACACACAAGUGUUCGUGUUCAUGGUCGGCAAAGACCAAACCAGUAUGACUAACAUACUGGUGUAACUGGACUAAAAGGCGUUUUGCUUUAACUGGCCUUCUGUUACUUAUAUUUAGCCGUUAGCUUGCUAGUUAGCUUGCUAGUGAUCUAGCUAGCUGUCACCGGGUUGUUUUGUUCUUUGUAAAAGUGGUCGUUUCUUUUAUAACACAUGAGUGUGUCUCUGGUUGUUAUCCGUCUGGAAUUAGCCGACCAGUCUCCUUAUCCACAAGGUUUCCAGUACUCAGCCGUUGAAGGCAUGUCGGAGAAGGAACUGCAGGAGAAGGCUUUGGGUGUAGCCAAACACACCCUGAGUGGAAAGACGGAUCUGGAAAGAGCAGGUGUACUGCACCAGCACAUUGGUAGCAGAGCCAUGGGGGACAUGGUUAUAGAAACCUUUGAGCCCAGCCCAGAUAAAGGGGGAGGCGAAGACCCCGGUGGUUCAUCCGAGCCGGACAGUGGACCUCCGGCUGCGCAGACCGAAGCAGACGGUCUGGAGGGCACUGAGGCUUCACAGGACACCAACGAGGCGGCAGGCGCUACUCCUGAUUCCCCCUCCAAGCAGCUGCCGGACCAGAUCUCUUUCUUCAGCGGAAACCCGUCAGUGGAGAUCGUCCAUGGCAUCAUGCACCUCUACAAGACCAACAAAAUGACAUCACUGACUGAGGAUGUAAGACGCAGCGCUAUGGUGUGCAUACUGACUGUCCCCGCGACCAUGACCAGCCACGACCUCAUGAAGCUUUUGGCCCCUUUUAAUGAUGUCAUGGAGCAUAUGAAGAUCAUACGGGACCCGACCCCUAACCAGUAUAUGGUCCUGAUUAAGUUCUGUACACAGGCAGACGCAGACAGUUUCUACACAGCGUGUAAUGGCCGCCAGUUCAACUCCAUAGAGGACGCAGUGUGCCAAAUGGUCUAUGUGGAGCGGGCAGAGGUUAUAAGGUCUGACGAGGGAGCCAGUCUGCCGGUGAUGGAGCUCACCGAGCUGCCAAAGUGCACCGUGUGCCUGGAGAGAAUGGACGAGUCGGUUAACGGCAUCCUCACCACUCUCUGCAACCACAGCUUUCACAGCCAGUGUCUCCAGCGGUGGGAAGAUGCCUCGUGUCCUGUGUGUAGAUACUGUCAAACACCAGAACCAGUUGAAGAGAACAAGUGCUUUGAGUGUGGAGUGCAGGAGAACCUGUGGAUUUGUUUGAUCUGCGGGCACAUCGGUUGUGGUCGCUACGUCAGCCGGCAUGCCUACAAGCACUUUGAGGAAACGCAGCAUACUUACGCUAUGCAGCUCACCAACCACCGUGUUUGGGACUACGCAGGAGAUAACUACGUGCACCGGCUGGUGGCCAGUAAGACCGACGGGAAGAUGGUGCAGUACGAGUGCGAGGGAGACACCUGCCACGCUGAGAAAAUUGACGGACUUCAACUGGAGUACUCGUACCUGCUGACGAGUCAGCUGGAGUCUCAGAGGAUUUACUGGGAGAAUAAGAUCGUUCAUCUGGAGAAGGAGACCGCUGAGGAGAUAAACAACAUGAAGGCCAAAUUUAAGGAGACUCUGGAGCGUUGUGAUAACUUGGAGCGACGGUUCGGAGAACUAAGCAAAGACAAGCAGGGAAUAGAGAAGAAGUGCACCCAGUUGAACAGUCGAGUCUUGAAGCUGACCCAGGAGCUGAAGGAGGAGCAGGAGAUGAACCGCUGUCUGAGAGCCAAUCAGGUGCAGCUGCAGGCCAAGCUGGCAGAGGAGGAACUCAAAGCGAAAGAGACCGGUGAAUGUAAGGACGGGGCAAUAGCAGAACUGAAGGAGCAGCUGAGAGACGUGAUGUUUUAUCUGGAGACGCAGCAGCAGAUUGAACACCUGCCUCCGGAGGCCCGCAGCGAAAUCCAGGAGGGACAGAUCAACAUCGGCGCCAGCCCUUCGGACAGCGCCGGAGCCGGCCCCUCCUCCGCCAGAGGCAGGAGAGGCCGGGGCAGGAAGAGGAAGUAGGCAGCGGUUUUAAAAGUCUACUGGAACAUGCUAGAAACUAUCCCAGCCUCUCAGCGUUGGACACACGGCUGAGCUUUGUCCUUUUUGUUUUGGUUAACGUGCGUCUCCGUCAUUGUGGUUCCCCAGAAAGCACUCCGAAGAGAAAUAAAGACUUGACGCUCAUCCUCUCGAAGAAAGAUGAAAUAGUGAUGAUAUUUACCUGCACAACUUAACUUAAUGUGGCUUCCACAAGAAGAAAGGUGGAACCUGGUGGUGGAUUGGUCAGCCAUUAACGGCAACACUUGGCUGUGGUUUGUUAAAUAUAUUUAACGUCUGUGUGAUGUCAAUAUAUUCAGCUAUUUCCACAAUCUAAAAAGAAUAUCUUUUUUUUUUUGGUCAUAAGCGGUAUUUAUCAGACCAAAAUGAUCAUUUUUUUUUCCCAGUUUAAUACCCUGUAAUAGCUGACAUGUGUUUUUCUUUUACAUUGUGAGAAAUUUGGCAAAGCGAAGCUGGUACAUGAAUGUUUUCUUUGUGUAAAGGAAGCUUGUCUUUUCCUGAAUCCUUUUUAAGUAAAAUGGGUUUGUUUUUUCACAUUCACCCCCCCCCCAACAUUAUUUCUCAGUAGUUUAACACUGAACACUACUCAGGAUGAUAAAGAUUAACAGAGAUGGAGGAGAA
This is a messenger RNA of Perca fluviatilis (European perch), 2760 nucleotides long. Its product is annotated as BRCA1 associated protein. The transcript is spliced from 13 exons. The record is from RefSeq and is a predicted model, not a curated record. NCBI's taxonomy places the organism in Eukaryota, Metazoa, Chordata, Actinopteri, Perciformes, Percidae. Gene Ontology annotation, biological process: protein ubiquitination; Ras protein signal transduction. Gene Ontology annotation, cellular component: cytoplasm. The coding region runs from base 301 to 2103 and encodes 600 amino acids. Gene Ontology annotation, molecular function: ubiquitin protein ligase activity; zinc ion binding; nucleic acid binding.